Messenger RNA from Pichia kudriavzevii, 1734 nucleotides. RefSeq lists its product as uncharacterized. Gene Ontology annotation, cellular component: mitochondrion. Gene Ontology annotation, molecular function: protein-arginine omega-N symmetric methyltransferase activity. Lineage: Eukaryota; Fungi; Ascomycota; Pichiomycetes; Pichiales; Pichiaceae. The record is from RefSeq and is a predicted model, not a curated record. The transcript has a single exon. Bases 1 to 1734 code for a protein of 577 amino acids.
AUGUUCUCAAUUAAAAGAAGGUUCAUUUUAAAGAAGACAAAUGGUGGUUCAACGUUGACAUUUAGUAGAUCGAUAACUAGAAAGUCGGUCAUUAAAAAGAACGGUAGAGAAGGUUCAUUAGAUUCAAAAGCUUCAGCUGCACCAAUGUCUGCUCAAGGUAAAGGUAUUUCCCGACUAAGGAAGGACAACAAAAAAACUAAGAGUAAGUUUAUUCACGACUACUCUGUGUUUCCAGAGACAUUACAGUAUAGGUUACCGCUAGAAGAAGAAAGGGGGAAACCACCAAAAGAACAUUCCAAUAUAAUCAAGUUGAUCUUUGAACAGGGUGGUGUUGAAUCGAUGGCUAUGGAUAUAAAUGAGGAGAAAUUCAAUAGGUAUCCUAUUACUAAUCCAAGUAAGUUGAAUAAAAGGAAAGAAAGACCAUUAUCUGUGAAAAUGUUGUCAUCUGACUUCAUUGAAGAUUCUCUCUAUAACGUCAAUUAUGGAUAUUUUUCGAAGGAAGUUGUUAUUUUCCAACCAGACAAGGCAUUUGACUAUAAUCAUCUAGCCGGGCAAGACGAAUUUAUGCAACAGUGGUUACAAGCAUACGACAAAUACGAUCAAGAUAAAGCCAAUACUUUGCAAGUAAUUAAAAGACCAGUUCAUAAUUCGAAAACAUCAGAUAUCAAGGACAAAGGCGCCAUAUUAGAAGAAAACAAGGCGGAAAAUGACGAUAAUAAAAUUACAAAACCGUCUUUACAACUAUGGCACACUCCAACUGAAUUGUUCCAACCCUAUUAUGGUGAAGGCUUAGCCAAGUAUAUAUUGGAGAGCUACAAAUCUAACGAUUCUGGCCAUGACCUAAUCAUUUAUGAAGUGGGAGCAGGUAAUGGUACAUUGAUGUUGAAUAUAUUGGAUUAUCUGGAAAAACACGAACCUGGGAUUUACGAGACUGUUAAAUAUAGAAUCAUUGAAAUCUCAUCUAAGUUAUUCAAUAAACAAAACUCAAGAUUGGAGAGACAUAAAAACCACGUCGAGGUUAUUAACAAGUCUAUUUUAGAAUGGGAAACCCCUGUCAAUGAACCAUGUUUCUUGAUUGCAUUGGAAGUUUUUGACAAUUUAUCACAUGACGUUGUGAGGUAUGACAUUGAUACAAAACGCCCAUACCAAGGAUACGUUGUCAUCGAUGAGCAUAACGAUUUCCACGAAUAUUUUUCACCGACCUUAGAUAAUUUGACCAAAGAGUUAUUAGAGUUGCGUGAGCAAAGUCAAUAUCCAAUAAGUAAAUUGAAAAAUCAUCCAGUAAACACCAUUUAUCCGGUAAGGAAACUAAAAGAAAUUUUCAAUCCGCUAAGAAACAAUUUAUCAGAUCCCGAAUACAUCCCAACUAGACUAUACAAGUUUUUCAAAAUAUUAAAUAGGUACUUCCCUAACCAUCAGAUUAUAGCGUCGGAUUUUACUCAUUUUGAUAAAACCAUCAAAGGAUACAAUUCUCCAACCGUGCAAACAAUGUAUAAGGACAACAUGGUGAAUGUAGAUUCAUACAUGGUAGAGCAAGGAUACUUUGAUAUUAUGUUCCCCACCGAUUUCCGGUUUAUCAAUGAACUUUAUAAACAAGUAACGAAGAAGCAAAGCGAGACCUGUUCUCAUGCUGAGUUUUUAAAGAGAUGGGCAGAUUAUGAGAAAACCAAGACCAAGUCUGGAGAAAAUCCUAUGCUUGAGCUAUACUCGAAUGCUGCAUUUAUCUAUUCAUGA